UAAUUGUUAGAAACGGAAUUACGUUUCUCUUUUCGUCAGCAGUAGCGACCCAAGUCGACGCGGCAAAGAACUGCUUCUUGCGCAAUUUGAAUUUAAUUUCCGUGCAGGACGCCUUGAAAAUGAAUCUUGUUCAAAAAUUGCUUCAGGAUUUUGGCGCUGAUUCUGCCGUCUUGACGAUUGGCUCCAACGAAGGCAACAUGUCGUGCCAAAAUUACGAAUUGAGUUUCGCCUGGUGCAACCAGAAAAGAGAAAUCGUCCUUCCCGCGAUCAUGCAAGAAAUGAACAGUUUGGAAAUUGUUCAAAAAGGACUCACAGCGUGCAUGCUUAACGGGGCUGCCGUCUUAAAAACGUCAGAUUCUAAUUCAUUAUUUCCUUUUUUGUGCGAGCCAAAAGAUGAUUUUCAAGACUCUUGCCUCGCUCUUAAGUGCAACAAAGACAGCACAUUGUUUGAUGCAAACGGGAAUAUUAAAGAUGGAGAAAAGUACGGAAAGUGGACGCGCACCUGCGACAAAUCGUACCUUUUCACUAACAAGCUUCAACUCGACCAAAGCGAACUGGACGCUAAACUGGAAUUAUUGGACGGCGGGACGCGCAAUGGGCACCUGGGGAAGGUGGGCCUGGUGCCCGGGUGCCUUCAUCUUGCCCGACUCGCUUUCUUGGGCUCCGGGGCAACCGGACAAUAA
Cloeon dipterum is the source of this 683-nucleotide messenger RNA. RefSeq lists its product as uncharacterized. The record is from RefSeq and is a predicted model, not a curated record. The coding region runs from base 120 to 683 and encodes 187 amino acids. The transcript is spliced from 6 exons. Lineage: Eukaryota; Metazoa; Arthropoda; Insecta; Ephemeroptera; Baetidae.